GUAGCUGCGGGUGGCUGUGGUGGCGGCGUCCAAGAUGUCCACCAAGAAUUUCCGAGUCAGUGACGGUGACUGGAUUUGCCCUGACAAAAAAUGUGGAAAUGUAAACUUUGCUAGAAGAACUAGCUGUAAUAGAUGUGGUCGAGAGAAAACAACUGAGGCUAAGAUGAUGAAAGCUGGAGGCACUGAAAUAGGAAAGACACUCGCAGAAAAGAGCCGAGGCUUGUUUAGUGCUAAUGACUGGCAGUGUAAAACUUGCAGUAAUGUGAAUUGGGCCAGAAGAUCAGAAUGUAACAUGUGUAAUACUCCAAAGUAUGCUAAGCUGGAAGAAAGAACAGGAUAUGGUGGUGGUUUUAAUGAAAGAGAAAAUGUUGAAUAUAUAGAAAGAGAAGAAUCUGAUGGUGAAUAUGAUGAGUUUGGACGUAAAAAGAAAAAGUACAGAGGGAAGGCAGUUGGUCCUGCAUCUAUUUUAAAGGAAGUUGAAGAUAAAGAAUCUGAGGGAGAAGAAGAGGAUGAGGAUGAAGAUCUUUCUAAAUAUAAAUUAGAUGAGGAUGAAGAUGAAGAUGAUGCUGAUCUCUCAAAAUAUAAUCUUGAUGCCAGUGAAGAAGAAGAUAGUAAUAAAAAGAAAUCUAAUAGACGAAGUCGCUCAAAGUCUCGGUCUUCACAUUCACGAUCUUCAUCACGCUCAUCCUCCCCCUCCAGUUCAAGGUCUAGGUCCAGGUCCCGUUCAAGAAGUUCUUCCAGUUCGCAGUCAAGAUCUCGUUCCAGUUCCAGAGAACAUUCGAGAUCUCGUGGGUCGAAAUCAAGAUCCAGCUCCAGGUCCCACAGGGGCUCUUCUUCCCCACGAAAAAGAUCUUACUCAAGUUCAUCAUCUUCUCCUGAGAGGAACAGAAAGAGAAGUCGUUCUAGAUCUUCUUCAUCUGGUGAUCGCAAAAAAAGACGAACAAGAUCACGGUCACCUGAAAGCCAGGUGAUUGGUGAAAACACUAAACAACCCUGAGCCCAGGGCCAACCCCUCGGAACACCACUACUUUACCCAGGCACCACAGGUCACCUUCUGGAUCAUCCCAUUCUGGUUCCCGUUCAAGUUCAAAAAAGAAAUAAUGUAUUAAAUUUACAUCUUUAAAAAAAAAAAAAGUCCAGUACAAUGCAUGAAGCAUAUUUUUUAAGAAGUUGGUGUCUUACUUGGUCAGAAGUGCUAAAUCUGCUAGUAGAGGUGCAUGCCUUUCAUUGCUUUUCAGAACAAUACAGCUGUGUUUAUCUGUGAAAUUAAAAGUAAAUAGUAUUUUAAGCCAUAAUGUCCCAAAAUAGACGCUUUGUUUAUCAUUCAUUAUUUACAACCAUUAGCUUCAUUUAAAAACCAUCUCUGCUAUAACAAAGUACUUUGUUUUCUAAUUUGAACUCUUGUUUUUCUCAUCUCCAAAUAUGAGCAUUACCUAGGCUUAUCUGGACUUUGGGCAUGGAGGCAAGACUGUGGUAAAGUAGUUGGAAACAAUCUAUUUAUGUUAAUCUGGGAAAAGGAGUCAACCUGUUUAUGUUAACCUAUGUCGAAGUGAUUCUUAUUAAAAAAAAGUUUAACUAGUUGUAAAACAGUCAACUGGAAACUAUUUUGAAAUUCCCUAUGUUAAGGGUGCCUUAGAAUCAUUGUCUCUCUUUUAUCCAGUUUUACUUUUUGCACCACCAAGCUUAAUGCAGAAAAGUUUUGUGAAUUGGAGAGGACAAAGGUGUUAUUUAUUUCUCCCUUUCUGAGAAGAAAGGGGGAAAUUUUGAGCAAGAAUGCCUAGCAGUUCAUCUCUUCUCUGCUAAUAUGGUUGAUGAGAAAAACAUUUUAUUUUAAAAUGUUUAAUAUUUUUAGAAGCUUUGUGUGAUAUCCUUUAAAAAUCCAGUUAUCACACGAUAGGGUAGAGAAAGUUAAAUCGUAGUUAAUGGUAAACAAAUCGAAGAACACUUUUGAAGUAUAUUUGUCUUUGGGUGAAAGACCAACAGAGACAUUGUGAAUUUAAGUGAACAUUUGCUUUGAGAUGUUUAAACACACUGCAUAAAAUUUUCUUCUGAGUAACAAAUGAAUGCUUAUUUCCUCAUGACAUAAGCAGAAAUAAUUGUUCCUAUUCACUUGAAAUUACUUAUGGCUUAAAAUACUUUCAAGGUUUGUUUUAUUUCUCAAAAUUAAAAUCUGGUCAUUUGAGCUCUAUUCUGUCUUCUGGUUUUAAAAAAGGUUUCUCUUAACAGUAUCUUCAGUGACAAUGCAAGGUAAGUAUAUUAAGGGAAAUCAACAAUUGUGCUUGGGAACUUUUUCUCAUGGGGUCAAUACACACAUUUUUUGUUUUGGGGGCUGGGUUUUGUUUGUUUUUUCUUAAUGUCUACUGCAAUGAAAAAUUUAAAUGUUUUAAGGUACUUAGUAGAAAAACCAAAAUUACAUUUGUUUUUAUUUUGAA
Messenger RNA from Hippopotamus amphibius kiboko, 2432 nucleotides. RefSeq names its product zinc finger Ran-binding domain-containing protein 2. The transcript has a single exon. The record is from RefSeq and is a predicted model, not a curated record. The coding region runs from base 35 to 997 and encodes 320 amino acids. Gene Ontology annotation, molecular function: lipopolysaccharide binding; RNA binding. Lineage: Eukaryota; Metazoa; Chordata; Mammalia; Artiodactyla; Hippopotamidae. Gene Ontology annotation, biological process: RNA processing.